Messenger RNA from Tremella mesenterica DSM 1558, 1263 nucleotides. RefSeq lists its product as uncharacterized. Gene Ontology annotation, biological process: mRNA pseudouridine synthesis; tRNA modification. The record is from RefSeq and is a predicted model, not a curated record. Gene Ontology annotation, cellular component: mitochondrion. NCBI's taxonomy places the organism in Eukaryota, Fungi, Basidiomycota, Tremellomycetes, Tremellales, Tremellaceae. The transcript is spliced from 6 exons. Gene Ontology annotation, molecular function: pseudouridine synthase activity; RNA binding. Bases 1 to 1263 code for a protein of 420 amino acids.
AUGCCCAAAGCUCCGAAUAAUCCACCUCUACCACUUAAUGGGUUAUUCCCCAUUGCUAAACCCUCAGGACCCACAUCGAUGAAAGUCAUCGACGCUAUCACACCUCUUUUACUUGAAUCUCGUCUGUUCGACGAUCCCGAAAGACGAAAACAUGGUAUGUCUACUCAAAAACGUAAAAGGAAGAAGAACACCACGCAUAUGGGAUUGAAAAUUGGUCAAGGGGGAACAUUAGAUCCUCUAGCUGAUGGUGUAUUGGUCAUCGGCGUUAAUAGGGGUACGAAACAUCUCAAUCGGUUUUUGGAAUGUACCAAGGAAUAUACUUCUACUGGACUAUUAGGAGCUGCGACUACGACAUAUGACGCAGAAGGGGAGAUUCUGACUACUUCCAAAUGGGAUCAUAUAACUCGGGAAGAUGUCGAAAAGGCCAUUGAGAAAUUUCAAGGAGAGAUCAUACAGACUCCUCCUAUUUUCUCCGCUUUGAAAAUGGACGGUAAACCAUUAUAUGAAUACGCACGUUCUUCUCUACCUCUCCCUCGUGCCAUCCCCACUCGAAAAUGUACCGUCCAUGUGGAACUUUUAUCCUUUACCCCAUCUUCGGUCACCCCAAACGAUGGAGGACAUAAUUACCGUUGGCCCACUACGCGUUUGUCUUCAGAACAGAAAACGAUAUUUCAACGAUUGACAACUUUGGUUCAUCAAGCACAGGAGAAAGAACAUUUGGCCGAACCCCCCAUCCCGGAUCUCAAUCUUCAAGCUGAUAUAACAUCAGAAGUCCUUGAAGAUGGAAGGAGACCUCCGACCUUUGAGAUCAAAAUGACAGUUUCUAGUGGGACAUAUGUGAGAAGUAUCAUUAAUGAUAUAGGAUUGUUAUUAGGAUGUGGGGCACAUGUGGUAAAAUUGACAAGAACCAGACAAGGAGAGUUUACAUUGUAUGAUGAGGAAAAGUUGGAUCAUGAUGUGAGUGUGAAAAAGGAGGAAGAGUCGAGUAAUGAUGUGGGAGUGAAAAAAGAAGAAGAAUCAAGUGAGAAUACCACAGCUUGUAUCCCUUGGGAAAUAUGGGAAAGAGCUAUAGAAGCUCGUAAACAACGAGGAGGCAAGAUGAAGAAGGAAGAAGAAGUUGACGAAGAAGAAGCCAUGGGGAAUGGUGAAGUUGAGGAAGAAUUGAAGGAAUGGGAAAAAGAAGUUUUGAGAAGAUUCGUCCCUGUCCCUGUGCCAAUAUCGGGGACGAAUUCGAGAGAUGGACCAUUGAUGAGGUAUCCAUGA